Clonostachys solani is the source of this 1629-nucleotide messenger RNA. The record is from the annotation of a GenBank genome assembly. Lineage: Eukaryota; Fungi; Ascomycota; Sordariomycetes; Hypocreales; Bionectriaceae.
AUGGCGCCCGCGCCGAUGGAGAUUGUCUUCUCCCUUGCCCAGGGCGCCAACAAACCCAGCACUGGCCAAGCGGAUUCGUUCAGCUAUCAGAAUGGUCCCGUCAAGGUUCCCGGGCCGUGGAAACGAGGGCGUCCAAAGAUUGCCAGGAAGAAGAUUGUAGAGCCAUCAUACCAGUUUAUCGGCACCUCCAAAGAGAAAAGACAGAUAGAUGCUGCGUCUCGAAUCAAGAUUCGUAGUCAUGCCCGGAAGACGAGGGCAUUUCCAGACACCCUCCAACUGCCACCUGAGGGCCUCAUUCAGGGAAACCUGCAACAGAUCUCGGGAGUGGAUCCGUUUGGCACAGCAUGCAUUCCUCUAGACCCGUACAUGCUCUAUCUUCUCUCUCUCCUUUCCUCCACAUUAUGGACGUAUAUGUACUCCUUGGAGGAAGUUGGCGGUUGGAAUCCGAUUCAAAACUACUGGCUUCCCCUAGCCUUUCACGAUGCUGCGCUCAUGCACUCUUUCCUGGCAUGUACUGACUCGUAUGUGAAGGGAUAUGCAGCUGGCGAAGUAGGGGCGUUUGGGUUGCAUCAUCUUCAACAAGUCAUAUGUAUCGUAAAUAAACGCCUCGCCAAAGUCGAGACUCCUAUAUCUCGAGGAACCAUCGCAGUCAUUUCUGGAAUCUCGUUGCUCGAGGGCCCUGGGCGCCACCGUCACUGGAGGACACACAUGAAAGGUUUGAAGGCUUUGGUAGAACUUUCUGGUGGUUUCGACUCAUUUGCGUCAGAACCAAUGGUUAUGCAAAAGAUAUACCGGGCGGACUUAUAUGGCUCCAUGGAUGCCGGAGAGCUCCCAUUUUUCAGCGGACCAGUUGGGGCUAUUGAUAAAAUAUAUGGGUUAGGGCUGCACAGCGAAAAGCUCGAGUUGAUAUGUGAGAUAUUUGACUCCGAUAUGUCUUUGACCACUUGUAUCCGAGGCCUAGACGAAAUAUCAAACUUUUGGAUAACGAAAAAAUCGACUUCUCCUCACACCAAUUCUGGCAGUGCUAGCGUAGGCGGAGAUGACCCGUCACUUCACGAAAUAGCACGAAUGAGACGCCUACUGACUAGCAUACAAUAUAAGCUUGUUUUGGCCGCUGAGAGUCAGCAUGAGAUGGACUGGUGCCCUUUCCAGAAAGCAAUUUACGAGCUUCUGAGGGUAACUCUCAUCAUCUACGCACUGACGAUACUGAAAGAGCGCCCGCAAACGACAUCCAUUGGGAAGACAGUUUCUAGCUCCUUUCUUCGAGCAUUCAUUGCUGCUGUUGAAAUGGCAAAACACGUUAAAGUUGCCCAAUCAGACCAAUCGGAGGCUGAAGAGACCCGGACGAGAAUUGACACAUGCCCAUUUUCUCCGUUGCAGGCUCUUGUCCCUAUCGACUUUUUUCUGUGGUCGAUUUUCCUCGCGGUUGCGCUUCUACCAACAGGAAAUGAGUUUCGGGAAGGAAAAGAAGUGAAGAUGGCACUUCUGAAUGUGUUCUCCAGCCUGGUCGGUAUCCAAACUCAGCAACAAGAUGAAAUAAAGUCCCAAAUCUCUCAAUAUUUAUGGAUAUCAUAUGUUCAUGAUGGCAUGUUUGAUUCGUUUUGGUCUGACCUCGGAGACUUAGAACCG